AAAAAAAAAAAACAGCGAAGAAGAAGAACAGCAGCCAACAUGGCGGCUUCCACGGGACUAAACGGGAAAUCUGUUUCUGCUCCAGAUUCGGAUCUUUUACUGCACCCAGAGUUGCUGUCCCAGGACUUUAUCCAGCUCAUUUUACGUGAGAAAAAUGUCAGCACCGGAGACUGUGGGAGCAGGGAGCAGCUCACAGAGCUGUACUUCCGACAUGUCAUCCCGCUGCCGCAGAGGGCUUUACCCGCCAGCCGCUGGGGGAGGAGGAUGGAGAGGAGCCGGGGGAGGCAGACAGCCGCCGGUCACAGCUCCAGUAACGACCACAACAGGAAAAGGCCUCUGAUCGUCUUUGAUGGGACGUCUUCUCACUCUGGGCUCCUAAAAGUGAAGAAACCAGAAGGAACCACGGCGUCAGCAGGAAUGACUGACAGGUUAAAACCUCCUCCAGCUGCACGUCUGUCUAACCCCAUCCGCAAGCUGUCAGGCAGCACUUCCUCUUCUUCCUCAUCUGUUCAUCGUAGCUCCGACACGACAAACCUCAAACGAGAAGCAAACACCUCGGAGGCACUGAAGUCUCCAGAAGUAAAGAAAAAGAUCCAGCAUGUGACAUGGCCCUGACCUCUGACCUGUUCAUGCACACCUGAUGGACGCUUCACUCCUCUUCCUGUCCCUGACCUGUUGGUGUCCUCUACCUUACCAGUCUUUAUCACCAUUUUCCCAGUAAUUGCUUCACAGAAAGAGGUGGAAGACUUUUCAGCUGCGUGUCAACGCCGCCUCACUUCUCCGGUUCAGUUCUGAGAACAGAUUCUGUGGAGACGAUGCUCAGGAGUUCAUCCUCCUCAUAAAGUCAUGAGCUUCCUUAUUGCUCUCUAGAGCCUGAAGUGUCCUUACCAUCACUGAUCAGCAGCUCACACCAACACAUGGAGACCUUCUAGAGGACGACUCGAAUGAGGUGACGUUUUUAAUGUUCUGUUUCUGUGUGUGAGUUGGUUUUAGUAGAAGGAAUCUCAUACUGUGGUAGUGAUGGACGUACAGAAAAGGCAGUUCUGUUUCUCUGGUGUUUUGUAGAAGAAUAAAAACCACAACUUGUGCUGACCGUAACAUUUUAGAAGUAGUGUAUGUACGCUCAAGAUUUUGAACCUGUCAUCGGUGUCAUCUGGGAAUCGGUGAAUAUUUAUACCUUGUGUGAUUCAUUCCACAGAGAUCUGGCUUCAUUUAGUUCUAUUUCACGUGUUAUUCAGGGCUUUUGAGUAUCUCUCUGGUCUGUUAUUGCUCACAUGUUGCACAUUACAUGGCGAUAAAUGCAUUCAACUUAAUCAUAUUCCAGCCAUAAUUAGCCAGUUUGUUACAGAGGAAGUGGAUAACUUACCUUUAUGUAUUUAAAUAUCACCUUUUAUUUUUUCUGACAAAUGACAGAAGAAUGGACUAAACCAAGAAUUCAUACCUUUUGAAAUUUAUUUAUUGCUGGUGUGGUGUCUUUGAUAUAGACAGACUUCAUCAAAAACACACAGGAAAAAGCAUUUUGAAUCAGAAUCAUCUUUGUACCAACAAUUUUUUUUUUUUAAAUAAAUUCUCAGUAAAAUGAA
Messenger RNA from Amphiprion ocellaris (clown anemonefish), 1583 nucleotides. RefSeq names its product chromosome 11 C2orf49 homolog (gene tslig2). The record is from RefSeq and is a predicted model, not a curated record. The transcript is spliced from 4 exons. NCBI's taxonomy places the organism in Eukaryota, Metazoa, Chordata, Actinopteri, Pomacentridae. Bases 40 to 615 code for a protein of 191 amino acids. Gene Ontology annotation, cellular component: tRNA-splicing ligase complex. Gene Ontology annotation, biological process: embryonic morphogenesis.